Messenger RNA from Nycticebus coucang (slow loris), 6639 nucleotides. It is a transcript of the gene COL11A2, whose product is annotated as collagen type XI alpha 2 chain. The coding region runs from base 211 to 5430 and encodes 1739 amino acids. The transcript is spliced from 65 exons. Gene Ontology annotation, molecular function: extracellular matrix structural constituent; heparin binding. Lineage: Eukaryota; Metazoa; Chordata; Mammalia; Primates; Lorisidae. The record is from RefSeq and is a predicted model, not a curated record.
ACACACAGGAGCGGCCGUCACCGAGGAGGGAGCAGUGCCGGAGCCCCGACGGCGCCUCGCCACAUGGAGCUGGGCCGCUGAAAGCUGUCGCCUCCCCGGGACCUCGGCGUCCGAGGCUCACAACCUGCUAGUCGUCUUCUGUCAGCCUCAGGGCGUCAGCGCCUCAGGACGACCUGGGUCGCUGGGACCCAGCGUUCCAGUAACUCAGCUAUGGAGCGAUGCAGCCGCUGCUGUCGCCUCCUCCUGCUCCUACCUCUGGUGCUGGUGCUGAGCGGGGCCCCGGGCUGGGCCGGUGCACCCCCUGUGGAUGUGCUCCAGGCCCUGAGGUUCCCCUCCAUCCCUGAUGGUGUCCGGAGGACAAGAGGCAUCUGUCCAGCUGAUGUGGCCUACCGAGUGUCACGACCUGCUCAGCUUAGUGCACCCACCCGCCAGUUUUUCCCAGGAGGCUUUCCCAAAGAUUUCUCUCUGCUGACUGUUGUCCGGACCCGGCCUGGUCUCCAGGCUCCCCUCCUGACUCUCUACAGUGCUCAGGGUGUCCGACAGCUAGGCCUAGAGCUUGGCCGGCCCAUCCGCUUCCUGUAUGAGGACCAGACUGGACGGCCUCAACCUCCAGCUCAGCCAGUUUUCCGAGGUCUCAGCCUAGCAGACGGCAAGUGGCACCGUGUAGCUGUGGCUGUGAAGGGCCAAUCUGUCACUCUUAUUAUUGACUGCAAGAAACGAGUCACCCGGCCACUCCCCCGAAGUGCUCAUCCAGUGUUGGAUACUCAUGGAGUGAUAAUCUUUGGUGCCCGCAUCCUGGAUGAAGAAGUCUUUGAGGGUGAUAUCCAAGAGCUUGUCAUUGUUCCGGGGGUCCAAGCUGCCUAUGAAUCUUGUGAACAGAAGGAGCUGGAGUGUGAUGGGAGCCAGAGAGAAAGACCUCAGAACCAACAGCCUCACAGAACCCAGAGAUCACCAAAACAGCAACCAUCGAGACUUCAUAGGCCACAAAAUCAAGAACCACAGCGACAGCCCAUUGAGUCUCUCUACUAUGACUACGAGCCCCCCUAUUACGAUGUGAUGACUUCGGGGACAACCCCUGAUUAUCAGCUGCCUCUGAGCCCCCACCACAGGGCUCUCCCUUCCCCUAGGGGCCAUCGGACCCCUUUCCGAAAGCCCACCCCACCUGCCAAGAGGUCAGCGGCCCGGCAGGCAUCCCCCUCACCAGGCCAGAGGCCCUCUCCAACUGGAGACUCCGGCCAAGCACGGGGCCAGCCUACCCCCUCCCGACGCCCAGCUCAGCAGGCAGCUUCCCCCAAUGCCCGGGCCCCCCCCAGGACCAGAGGCAGCGGUUACCGGAAGGCUGCCCAUGGACCCCGGGGGCUGAAGGGAGAGAAGGGGGAGCCGGCAGUACUGGAACCUGGUAUGCUUGUGGAGGGGCCCCCUGGCCCAGAAGGCCCUGCGGGAUUGAUUGGUCCCCCUGGCAUCCAAGGGAACCCAGGACCAGUUGGAGACCCUGGCGAGAGGGGUCCCCCAGGCCGAGCAGGGCUCCCUGGAUCAGAUGGGGCCCCUGGCCCUCCUGGCACGUCUCUCAUGCUCCCAUUCCGGUUUGGCAGUGGUGGGGGUGACAAGGGCCCUGUGGUGGCAGCCCAGGAGGCUCAGGCCCAGGCAAUCCUGCAGCAGGCGCGGCUGGCACUCCGUGGACCCCCUGGCCCCAUGGGAUACACAGGUCGCCCUGGACCCUUGGGACAACCUGGAAGCCCUGGCCUGAAAGGAGAAUCUGGAGACCUAGGACCUCAGGGGCCCAGAGGACCUCAGGGCCUUGCAGGCCCUCCUGGCAAAGCUGGGCAAAGGGGCAGAGCAGGUGCUGAUGGAGCCCGAGGGAUGCCUGGAGAACCUGGAGUGAAGGGUGACCGAGGUUUUGAUGGACUCCCAGGGCUACCUGGGGAGAAGGGACACAGAGGGGAUACUGGUGCCCAGGGCCUUCCAGGGCCCCCUGGUGAGGAUGGAGCACGGGGAGACGAUGGAGAGAUUGGGCCUCGUGGGCUGCCUGGAGAGUCGGGUCCUCGAGGUCUCCUUGGCCCGAAAGGCCCACCUGGUAUUCCUGGACCCCCAGGCGUCCGAGGCAUGGAUGGUCCUCAAGGCCCCAAAGGGAGCUUGGGACCCCAAGGAGAGCCAGGACCUCCUGGACAACAGGGCACUCCUGGGACCCAGGGUCUUCCGGGGCCCCAGGGUGCCAUCGGUCCUCAUGGAGAGAAGGGUCCUCGAGGGAAACCAGGGCUCCCUGGCAUGCCUGGCUCAGAUGGACCCCCGGGUCACCCCGGGAAGGAAGGUCCCCCUGGAACCAAAGGAAAUCAGGGUCCGUCUGGACCUCAGGGUCCUCUAGGAUACCCAGGACCUCGAGGUGUCAAGGGUGUGGAUGGAAUUCGGGGUCUAAAGGGUCAUAAGGGUGAGAAGGGCGAGGAUGGCUUUCCUGGGUUCAAAGGUGACAUAGGCGUGAAAGGUGACAGGGGCGAGAUUGGAGUUCCUGGGUCUAGGGGAGAAGAUGGUCCUGAGGGGCCAAAGGGACGCACUGGACCCACUGGAGACCCUGGGCCCCCUGGGCUCAUGGGUGAGAAGGGCAAGCUGGGUGUUCCUGGUCUGCCUGGCUACCCUGGACGCCAAGGUCCCAAGGGGUCUCUGGGAUUUCCUGGCUUUCCUGGAGCCAGUGGAGAGAAAGGAGCCCGGGGCCUGUCAGGAAAACCAGGGCCUCGAGGAGAACGGGGUCCCACGGGUCCACGGGGUCAGCGAGGACCCCGAGGUGCCACAGGAAAGUCUGGAGCUAAGGGAACAUCUGGUGGUGAUGGACCCCAUGGGCCCCCUGGAGAAAGGGGUCUCCCUGGACCUCAGGGUCCCAAUGGAUUUCCUGGCCCCAAAGGACCCCCGGGCCCCCCUGGGAAGGAUGGACUUCCGGGACACCCAGGCCAAAGAGGAGAAGUGGGUUUCCAAGGGAAGACUGGCCCCCCUGGCCCCCCAGGAGUGGUGGGACCUCAGGGAGCAGCAGGAGAAACCGGCCCUAUGGGGGAGAGAGGUCACCCGGGCCCCCCAGGCCCCCCUGGAGAGCAGGGACUGACCGGGCCAGCUGGAAAAGAAGGAACAAAGGGUGACCCUGGUCCCUCUGGGGCCCCAGGAAAGGAUGGGCCUGCUGGUCUGAGGGGCUUCCCCGGGGAGAGAGGCCUGCCAGGCACUGCUGGUGGACCUGGUUUGAAGGGGAAUGAAGGUCCAGCUGGCCCUCCAGGCCCCGCAGGCUCCCCUGGGGAGCGAGGUACAGCGGGAUCCGGGGGACCCAUUGGACCCCCAGGGCGCCCAGGCCCUCAGGGUCCUCCUGGAGCAGCUGGAGAGAAAGGUGUACCUGGUGAGAAGGGCCCCAUUGGUCCAACUGGCCGUGAUGGGGUACAGGGUCCUGUGGGACUUCCUGGUCCUGCUGGGCCCCCAGGUGUGGCCGGAGAGGAUGGAGACAAGGGUGAAGUGGGGGACCCUGGACAGAAGGGCACCAAAGGGAACAAAGGAGAACAUGGUCCUCCUGGACCCCCUGGACCCAUUGGUCCUGUGGGGCAGCCUGGAGCAGCGGGAGCAGAUGGGGAGCCCGGAGCUCGGGGGCCCCAGGGACACUUUGGAGCCAAAGGUGAUGAAGGAACAAGAGGAUUCAAUGGGCCUCCAGGACCCAUUGGCCUACAGGGUUUGCCGGGCCCCUCUGGGGAAAAGGGAGAAACAGGAGAUGUGGGUCCUAUGGGACCACCUGGCCCCCCAGGACCUCGAGGCCCAGCUGGACCCAAUGGUGCUGAUGGCCCACAAGGUCCCCCAGGAGGUGUUGGGAACCUGGGUCCCCCUGGAGAGAAGGGGGAGCCAGGAGAGUCAGGAUCUCCAGGGGUCCAGGGCGAGCCAGGUGUCAAAGGUCCUCGUGGGGAGCGUGGGGAGAAAGGAGAGUCGGGACAGCCAGGAGAGGCGGGACCACCAGGGCCUAAAGGCCCCACGGGUGAUGAUGGCCCUAAAGGGAAUCCUGGUCCUGUCGGUUUUCCUGGUGACCCUGGACCCCCUGGAGAAAGUGGCCCUCGGGGUCAGGAUGGUGCUAAGGGUGAUCGUGGAGAGGAUGGUGAGCCAGGACAGCCUGGAUCCCCUGGUCCUACUGGGGAGAAUGGACCCCCUGGGCCACUUGGAAAGCGGGGUCCUGCUGGUGCACCAGGUCCAGAGGGGCGACAGGGAGAGAAAGGAGUGAAGGGGGACCCUGGUGCUGUGGGUGCCCCGGGGAAGACAGGCCCUGUGGGUCCUGCAGGCCCAGCGGGGAAACCUGGCCCUGAUGGUCUGAGGGGCCUUCCAGGCUCAGUGGGUCAGCAAGGCCGUCCUGGAGCCACAGGCCAGGCUGGACCCCCAGGUCCUAUGGGACCCCCAGGGCUUCUUGGUCUCCGGGGCGAUGCUGGAGCCAAGGGAGAGAAGGGUCACCCAGGUCUCAUAGGACUGAUUGGACCUCCAGGGGAGCAGGGAGAGAAGGGAGAUCGGGGACUUCCUGGCCCUCAGGGUUCCCCUGGGCAGAAGGGGGAGACGGGUAUCCCUGGGGCAUCAGGCCCCAUUGGCCCUGGAGGGGCCCCCGGCCUCCCUGGACCAGCUGGCCCCAAAGGAGCCAAAGGAGCCACAGGCCCAGCUGGACCCAAGGGAGAGAAGGGAGUCCAGGGUCCUCCAGGACACCCGGGCCCGCCAGGUGAGGUGAUCCAGCCACUGCCCAUCCAGAUGCCUAAGAAGACGCGACGCUCUGUGGAUGGAAGUCGCCUGAUGCAGGAAGAUGAGGCCGUGCCAACCAGGGGGGGCCCAGGCAGUCCUGGAGGUCUGGAGGAGAUCUUUGGCUCACUGGACUCCCUUCGGGAGGAGAUUGAACAAAUGAGGCGGCCAAUAGGAACCCAGGACAGCCCUGCUCGCACCUGCCAGGACCUGAAGCUAUGCCACCCGGAGCUGCCUGAUGGAGAGUACUGGGUUGAUCCCAACCAGGGCUGUGCUCGGGAUGCCUUCCGGGUAUUCUGCAACUUCACCGCAGGAGGAGAAACCUGUGUAACUCCUAGGGAUGACAUCACACAGUUCUCUUACGUGGAUUCAGAGGGCUCCCCAGUGGGUGUGGUCCAGCUCACUUUCCUGCGGCUGCUGAGUGUCUCAGCACACCAGGAUGUGUCCUACCCAUGCUCUGGAGCAGCUCGUGAUGGUCCCCUGAGACUCCGGGGAGCCAAUGAGGAUGAGCUGAGCCCAGAAACCAGCCCCUAUGUCAAGGAGUUCAGAGAUGGCUGCCAGACACAGCAAGGCCGAACGGUGCUGGAGGUGCGGACACCUGUGCUGGAACAGCUGCCAGUGCUGGAUGCCUCCUUCUCAGACCUGGGGGUCCCCCCACGACGGGGAGGAGUGCUGCUUGGGCCUGUCUGCUUCAUGGGCUAGGACUGUCUCUGUCUGAUCCUGUCCAUCGGAAGCAGGCCCACCUGGAAUCCUCCAGCAUCCAUCUCUGCCACCUCCCAAGAGGCCUCCUCACCAUCUAGGGGACAAUGGGCCUGGGUGACAAGAGCCCCCAGUCAGGGGCAGGCCAGGGAAUGGGUGAAGUGGGUGCCAGGACACCCCAGGGGAGGGGUGGCAUCUGGGGCUUUUGGGCCUCCAACCUGGAGCCUGUGACCUGUUAGAGACCGGAGACCCUUAUUUAAAACUCACCUCCCAAUCACCCCAAACAAGUGGAAGAGAAGAGAAAGGACACUGUGUAUUUUGUAUUUAAAAGUAAUUAUAUUAAUUAUUUAAAGAGUGGAAAACAAAAUGACAAAGAAAGAUAAAGAGAAAUGUCAAUAAAAAUCAGCAGAAGUUGGAGACAGAGGUCUCCCGGGGUGGGCCUGGGCACCCCAGCCUUGCCUCAGGGCUUUCCUCAGUGACUAUAUGUGGGGGAUCCCAGGCUAAACCCCACCUCCCUCACAGGCCACCUGUAGCACCCACUGUGAACGUCAGAACAUAUGGUCUCCUUUGCCUCAGGGCUCUGACUCUUUCUGCCCAGGGAGGGGCUUUCUCACCUCUACUUACCAGGUGUUGGCUCCCUGGCCCACAUAACUGCUGUCAUCUUUCACUUGGUCUGGGUCUGGCAGGCGCUGUCUGCUAUUUGAGGACCAGGCCUCUCCCCCAGGGAAGAAAUGGAACAGUGUGGAGUGUGUGCAGGACUUGUAUCCAGCAGAUUGUUGAAAUAUUAAAAUUCUUCCAUAUUGGCUGAUAAAUCACUAUGGGCCUGAGUCCCCCGAGUAUCUAUCUCAUUGCCAUCCUGGCCACUCCAGUCCCUCUCCUUUGUGCCCUCACCUUCCUUGAUCCUGCAAUUAAAGGAUUAAUUUCUGGCAUUUGGAUGGAAGGGACUCCCAGGAUCCUAUGCCCAGUGUCCAUUCUGACCGAUGUUUAAAUAAUGCGGUGUCUCUGCCCUGGGCAUAUGUGUUGGUGCUUGUGUUGUUAUUUCAAUGCUCUUACCCUCAUCCAGUGCUCCAUUUUCCCAGCUGAGCUGUUAACCAGAAAUGGAUGGUUUAAUCCCAAUGCCCUGGAGGACUUGUUCAGGUGGGGUGUCAGGGCCCAGAAUUUAUAAAGCCUGAGUGACAAAGUACAGAAAAGAAAGCAGAGGCAGAUGCCCCA